This is a messenger RNA of Rhinichthys klamathensis goyatoka, 2716 nucleotides long. RefSeq names its product phosphodiesterase 1C, calmodulin-dependent a (gene pde1ca). Gene Ontology annotation, biological process: signal transduction. Bases 284 to 2551 code for a protein of 755 amino acids. The transcript has 17 exons. Lineage: Eukaryota; Metazoa; Chordata; Actinopteri; Cypriniformes; Leuciscidae. Gene Ontology annotation, molecular function: 3',5'-cyclic-nucleotide phosphodiesterase activity. The record is from RefSeq and is a predicted model, not a curated record.
GAGAGAGAGAGAGAGAGAGAGAGAGAGAUCUCCCAUGUGUGUUUAUUCUCUUUACAGUGUAAGAAAGGCAGGCAACAGAGAAACAGGCCUGAAUGAUGAGCUCAAGAGGGAUUUUUACAGAUGGGAUGCGGUCCCUGCAGCAGAUGCCAACCCUGUGACUUUCUUUUCUAAUGAUCCUCUCUGAUCUUUGACGUUCCCUGCUUUCCCAGUACGUUUUCCCACCUGAGGAGUGUGUUUCCAGAGUUUCUCUCCUCUCGCAGACGGACAGAGUAAACUGGAGAAGAUGUCAGAGCUGAGCUCCAAAAAACAAGGAUUUAAAAAAUGCCGGAGUGCCACUUUCAGCAUCGAUGGCUACAGCUUCACCAUUGUGGCGAAUGAAGCGGGAGAGAGCAGCUCAAGACCUCUGGCACGCUUCGCACGUUCCAAGUCACAGAAUGCUUUGUGGAACGCCAUCACAGCAGGCAUCGGGAUCAAGGACAAAGACAAGCGGGGUAUCCUGAUUGACCCGCGGAGUCCAGAGGAGAUUCUAGCUGAUGACCUGCCCUCUGUCGACAGUCCCGAUGCCAUGGAGAAGACCGCCAUAAGGCUGAGAUGUUUGGUGAAACAGUUGGAGAGAGGUGAGGCUUCUGUUGUGGACCUGAAGAAAAACCUAGAAUAUGCUGCAUCCGUUUUGGAGUCUGUCUAUAUUGAAGAGACUAGGCGGUUGGUGGAUACAGAAGAUGAGCUCAGUGACAUCCAGUCCGACUCGGUUCCCUCAGAAGUGCGUGAUUGGUUGGCAUCAACUUUCACACGUCAGAUGGGGCUGAUGUUAAGACGGUCGGAGGAGAAGCCGCGAUUUCGCAGCAUUGUGCACGCAGUGCAAGCUGGGAUAUUUGUAGAAAGGAUGUACCGACGGACCUCCAACAUGGUGGGGCUGAGCUAUCCGCCCAGCGUGAUCACGGCCUUGAAGCAUGUGGACACGUGGUCGUUUGACGUCUUCACACUGAAUGAUGCCAGUUCAGAACAUUCACUGAAAUUUAUUUUUUAUGAACUUCUGACCAGAUAUGAUUUAAUCAAUCGCUUUAAGAUCCCUGUUUCUGCUCUGGUGUCUUUUGUGGAGGCCUUGGAGGUGGGCUACAGCAAAUACAGAAACCCAUACCAUAACCUAAUCCACGCUGCCGACGUCACCCAGACAGUGCAUUACCUUCUGCUCAAGACCGGCAUGGUUAAUUGGUUAACUGAGUUAGAGAUCUUCGCUAUGCUGUUUGCCGCGGCUGUGCACGAUUACGAACACACUGGCACUACCAACAACUUCCACAUACAGACCCGAUCCGACACAGCCAUACUAUACAAUGACCGCGCCGUACAGGAAAACCACCACGUGAGCGCUGCAUAUCGCCUCCUGCAGGAAGACGAUGAAAUGAACAUCCUCUACAAUUUGUCGAAAGAUGACUGGAGAGAAUUGAGGGCCCUGGUGGUCGAGAUGGUCCUGGCCACUGACAUGUCCUGUCACUUCCAGCAGAUUAAAGCCAUGAAGAACUUCCUCCAGCAGCCAGAAGCGAUUGAUAAACCCAAGGCCUUAUCCCUGUUACUGCACACCGCUGACAUCAGCCACCCUGCCAAAAACUGGAACAUGCACCACCGCUGGACCACCUCACUGCUGGAGGAGUUCUUCAGACAGGGCGAUAAGGAGGCAGAGCUUGGACUUUCUUUCUCUCCUUUAUGUGACCGCAAGUCUACCAUGGUGGCCCAGUCUCAGAUCGGUUUCAUUGAUUUCAUUGUGGAGCCCACCUUCACUGUGCUGACAGACAUGAUUGAUAAAAUAGUGACUCCGCUGAUCGAAGAGGCCUCACCCUCUUCUGGCCUGGCUGGAUUCAGGCGCUCCAGUCUGAAUAACAUCCCGUCGGAUGGGAAACGGUCUAGUGUGAGAAGCACUGGUUCGGAGGGCGGCACUUCCCAUAACUGCUCCAUAAACGCUGUUGAAUUUAAGACCUUCAAAGUCACCUGGAACGAGGAAGUGCAUAAAAACCGGGAAAAAUGGAAAGCACAAGCCGCCAAAGAUCUAGAAGAGAAGGCUAAACAGGAAGAGAUCGAGGAGAAAGAAAAGAAAACGGACACAGACACACACAGCAGUGACAGCAAAGAUGUUGAUACUAAAACAGAAGACAAAAUCAACACGGACUCGAGUGUGAAUUCUCAAGACAAACUGAAGGAAGACACAAGAGAAGAGAAGGAUGCAAAGACAGAUCGAGAAGAUUCAAGCAAAGCUACAGUUGAUAACAAGGAGCCCAGAGAGGAAGAGGGCAAUAAAGACCCAGGGGGGGUGAAUGGGGCUCAAACACCAGCGUCUGAUGCCAAAGAGCCCGAGACCAGCAGUGACACGGACAACACUCUGCGAGCACACAAUGCUACGACCCGCCGCAAAUACCACCUGGUCAGAUACAGUAAAAAACCCAGUUACUGUGCCAAGUCCUACUUGCCCUCCCGGCCGCAGAAAGAGGACAGCAACCCCGCAGACCCCCGUAGCAAGGCCAGACAUCUCCAGAGCAUCUCUCUGAGACGGGGGAGGUGACCCGGACCCCAGCGAUAGCACUGCACACACACAGCAAUAGGUCUGUUCUGCAGUGAUGUUGUAGUUAACGUGAUGUUAUUUCAGUUCAACCCAAAAUCAAAAAGAACAAGAAAAUUAUAUUUUGCAUAAAGACAAUACAACAAGAUUGUUGGCAUUGUGACAUUA